UCGCGUCCUCCCUCUGUUUGCCUGAUGAUUCCAGCCUCACUGAAGACGCCCUUAGCAACAAUAUGCAACGCCGUCAAAUAAGAUACUCUCUAGUCUGAAGAAGGAUUUAACGGCACAGCUUUGCUGCACUCACAUCCAAGUGAAGCCUUACGCGAAGAGGAGCCGCUGUUUGUUUUCUGCCGCGAACAUGGGGGCUUGUGUACAGCUAGCGAGCUAGCUUGCUUUUUUUUUUCUCUCUCUCUCUCUCUCUCUGAAGACGAACGAAGCAGCCCCUAGCUGUCCCGAAGGAGGACAAAUCCUGGGGGCUCGACGUGUGGUUGCAUCGCUGUCUUGCUAACGACCAAGUCGGCCAACCGGGACGGGAAUGGUGCUCUGGAUCGACUCAUUGUUCUGUCAGAGAAAGGCGAGGGGCACGCGGGCCAGAGCAACGAGUAUUUGGACUCAAACUACUUUGAGCAGAGGGAGCGGCUCCCGUCCGGACGACUGUUUUUGUGGCUGCGCGAGCUAGCCCACUUGCUAGCUGAGGAAAAACGACCCCCACCGCCCGUCGAGAGUUUCCAGACUGCUGGGGAAGGCUAAUGUUAGCCGGAGAGAGUCUGAAAACACGACUCUGGCUUUUUAAUAAAACAACGACGAAUCACUGUUAAAGUCGAAAAGAGUUACUUAAACCCCAAGGAAGGAAAAGAAAACAAGUUAGACGUUAUAGCUAAAAGAUAUAUAGACUUAUUGUGAACUUCUUGUAAACACUUAAAUUGAGGUUUUAAAUGCGGUUAGCUGAGUUUGCUAGGUGAUUUGAACUUUUUUCUCUCUUUUUAAUUCGGGAUUUUUUUUUUAAACUUCGGAUGCUGGCAUCACAAAUUAAUUGCAAUCAUGAUGAUAAUAAGCAGAAAACCGGAGGGCCCAAUAGCAACAGCACGCCAUGGUGACGGCCUGUACGACUCUUACAUGAGGACAGACCACAUCCUUAAAGAAGAAGCAGAUACGAACAGCCCAUCUGGGCUGCCCCCGAUGCCCAAACACACAGUCGUCAGUAACAAAGUUGUAAUGAGGGAUCAGGUGGCUUUGCGAGGUGGCCAGCUGAAGGUCAAGUACCUGUACGAAGACUCGACCAAUAACCGAAAGAUCAACGCCAUAGCAACAGCAACCACUCAGACCGGUGGCAGCACAGGCCACACACCCAUUAAAUCGGCCCCAGUCUCCAGCCUGUCCAAGGAGCUCAGCGUGGACAGCACCGAGUCUGGUAAGGGCUCCAGCGAUUCCUCUGGCCCACAUGGAGCCGGAAAUGGAGGCAGUGGCGGCAAGCUGUGUGGCCCGCUCACUCCCGACCAGGCUUUGAGACUGUACCGAUCCCAGCUCAGCCCCCUGGAGCAGACAGAGAUCCACUCCUACCCAGACAUCUACUUUGUGGGACCCAGCGCCAAGAAGAGGCCCGCCAUCGCUGGAGGCAACAACAACUGUGGCUACGACGACGAGCAGGGCGGCUACAUCCACGUUCCCCACGACCACCUGGCCUACCGCUACGAGUUCCUGAAGAUCAUUGGAAAAGGUAGCUUUGGCCAGGUGGCCAAGGUGUACGACCACAAACUGCAGCAGCACCUGGCUCUGAAAAUGGUGCGCAACGAGAAGCGUUUCCACCGGCAGGCGCAGGAGGAAAUCCGCAUCCUGGAGCACCUGCGCAAGCAGGACCGCAACGGCGCCAUGAACCCAGAGAACAUCCUACUGAAGCAGCAGGGCCGCAGCGGCAUCAAGGUGAUUGACUUUGGCUCCAGCUGUUUUGAACACCAGCGGGUGUAUACCUACAUCCAGUCCCGUUUUUACCGAGCCCCAGAGGUGAUCCUGGGCUCCCGUUACGGCCUCCCAAUUGAUAUGUGGAGCUUCGGCUGCAUACUGGCCGAACUGCUGACUGGCUACCCCCUGUUUCCCGGGGAGGACGAGGGUGACCAGCUGGCCUGCGUCAUGGAGCUUCUGGGCACCCCUCCGCAGAAGGUCCUGGAGCAGGCCAAAAGGGCUAAGAACUUCAUCAACUCAAAGGGCCACCCUCGCUACUGUGUAGCCAACACCCUGCCAACCGGAGCCACUGUGCUGACGGGGUCUCGUUCACGCCGCGGCAAGAUGAGGGGCCCACCGGGCAGCAAGGAGUGGAGCGCUGCGCUCAAGGGCUGCGAGGACCCGACCUUUACUGACUUCAUAAAGAAGUGUUUGGACUGGGAUCCCUCAUCUCGACUCACCCCCAGCCAGGCCCUCAGACACCCAUGGUUGUACCGCCGGCUUCCCAAGCCCCUGCCUGGGACGGAGAAGAGCCAGGCCCCUACCAUGAAACGACUCCCUGAGCACCACAGCACCUCCUUCCCCUCUAUCCUGGCAAAAGGGGGGCCUGGCCUAGGCACCACAGCUGCCGGCAACAAACUGAGGAGCAACAUGAUGGGAGAUUCAGGGGAGGCCAUACCUCUUCGCACAGUCCUACCUAAACUUGUCUCCUAGUAGAGAGAGAGUCCCUUACCUCCUCUCGCUCUCCACUUCCCCCUCCUACGCACUCCUCGGGAGGAGUCGGAGUACUGGAGGCAGUGGUUUUAAAACUUUUUUUUGUUUCUUUUAUUUGUUUUCUACUGAGAGGUGUCGACACCCCAGUUCCUGGUUUUAAUAUUAGCUGAACAAAGAGAGAGAAAUCAUAAAGGAAGCAUUAAAGAUUUUCUACGGAGGAUUUCCCAGAGUGGCUGUGGAGUUUCUGCAUACAGCCAGCUGAUAGGUUUGAUUAGACGAUGCUUUUUUAAAACCUUCCCUGUGUGAGUGGACAGCUUUGCAAAUGAGAUGUUUCUGACCCGUGCUUGUUCUCACGCGAGUGUUGCAUGUUUUAGCCACACACACUCGAGCACACCUCCACCGUCACCUCACACUCGCUCUCACACGCUCGCAGGAACCCCGACGUUCUCAUACCCGUGAAACUCCAGAAGGGCUACAGACAUUACUGCUGUCUGGUCAAUGUUAGCAGGUGUCCAUAUUUAUUCAGUCAAAACAAGUCGAAUUAUAAAGUCACGCUUUAGCAUUGCGAGACCAUUAUCCCGUACACAGCAUGGAAAACAGCAUGAAUACCUGGAAACAGGUUCCGCCGGUUUGGCUUCCUUUGGACUGAAUAACUAGGGCAACUCACCAGCGAGUCUUUACUUCCGCCUCGGCUUUUGUCUCACUGUGUCCGUCUCCCCGCCUCUCCCGACGCAGAUUAGUGCGUCCCAACGCUUUCACCUUUGAGAUGCUACCGUGGGACACCUCGACAAAAGGUCAGGGGGACUACCUAUUUACAGCCCUCCUUCCACUUCACAAAAGCAGCACCACUGAAACUCUGCCCCAGAGGUGCCACCAUCGCGCCCCGUGUUCCCAGCCGCUUUACGAGGGCCUCGGCCUGGGGCCCGCUUAAACACUUAAACUGAUAAAUCCAGGGAGGCUAGGAAAGCUGCAGGUCAGUGCCCACAGAGGCCACGUGCCGGUGGCCAGGAAUGUAGUUUGGAAGUUUGCGUGUCACGUUUGCUCCUCCCUUUGACAGGCCGGUAGCAAUGGUAGUCCAAGUGGAGGAAUAGUGCCAGGUGGGUAAAAUGAAGAGCAGUACGUUCAAUGUGAGCCAGGUUCCCUUUUCUUUUUUUUCUUUUCUUGUUGUUCUUUUCCCCUCUGCGGGAGGUGUAGCGGUCAGGCCAGUGACAAAAGGAGGAAUCCUGCGGUACUGAAGAGUGAAGUGUUUCUCAGGGAGACAUACUUGAUACAUCCCUCAAACCCACAUUUACAUCGACAUGCAUGCAGUUGUGUCCAGCCAGAGCCAGAGAUUGCGUUUCCCGUUCUCAGCGGAGGGAGAAUGCAUGCGCCACCGUCUGACCUAAAUUCAUUCUCUGCCCCCCCCCACCCCUCACCCUACCCCACAACUGUCUCUUUCUCUCACUCUGUCUCAUGUAGGGCAGGGAACCUCUUUAAUACACAUGAAUAAUGAAUUAUGGUGCUGUCCAAAGCGCGCGCACGCACACAGACGCGCACUGAGACACGUCAGGUGCAUGUUGAUGUGGACCACACCAUUCAAAGAGUUCUUUCUCUUGUCCCUCAUUUUCUACGUAAAACUGUCAGGGAUUUCUACUUUGUCUCCUUUCUUUUUUUUUUUUUUUUUUUUUUUUUUUUUUUUUAUAGAAGUGGUUUCUAAUGCUUUUCACUCCAGAAUAUCAGAUGGAUGUAAAACGGAAAAGCAGACGCAGGAGAAAGCCGUAUACUGUCAUGUUGUAAUAGUGGUGUGAGUUAGUAAGAGGGUGUUUGAUGUUCAGCAUGAGAUCGCAACCUGUUAUCCGACUGAGUGACUACCAGAAGAGAAACUGUACAGUAACCAAAUGAAGUUGUGAUAGUUUCUUUUUCUAAAAAAUAAAAAUUGCUGUUAAAUGACACA
Molecule: messenger RNA, 4414 nt
Organism: Menidia menidia (Atlantic silverside)
Lineage: Eukaryota; Metazoa; Chordata; Actinopteri; Atheriniformes; Atherinopsidae
Source: the annotation of a GenBank genome assembly